This is a messenger RNA of Aspergillus caelatus, 7374 nucleotides long. RefSeq names its product protein kinase MEC1 (gene atrA). Lineage: Eukaryota; Fungi; Ascomycota; Eurotiomycetes; Eurotiales; Aspergillaceae. The coding region runs from base 1 to 7374 and encodes 2457 amino acids. Gene Ontology annotation, biological process: telomere maintenance; DNA damage checkpoint signaling; protein phosphorylation. Gene Ontology annotation, molecular function: protein binding; protein serine/threonine kinase activity. Gene Ontology annotation, cellular component: nucleus. The record is from RefSeq and is a predicted model, not a curated record. The transcript is spliced from 26 exons.
AUGGCGACUGAUGAUAUCGAGACGUCUCGAUAUUCAGCUCCAGGGAAUGGCAGCUGGCAACCCCCAAUUACCUUGGCAGCACAGUUAGCACCGCGCCUCCCUUCCCAAGGGAACCAGACACACAGCCUGAGCAAAGAGACAUUUUCCCUACUUCGUCAAGAACUUGCAGGAGGCACACAUAAUCAACUCCAUUUUGAUGACAAGGUUACAGAUAUCAGCAAAUUGAUAUGCAUCGUUUUGAAAGCAGGCUUGGAACCGUGCACCAAGGAUCCAAAGCCUGAUUCUCAAGGUCAGGUUUUGGAUUGUUUGGAUAUUGUAUUGGUAUCGAUUGAGAAGGCACCUCAAACUCUAACAGAAUAUCCUGAUCCAGCUGUUUUGGGGGAAAGUACGUAUGCGCCGCUCUACGCCUGGUUGGUUGUACGGUUACUCCAGUUGCUCAGUAUUUGGAACAAUGAAGUUAUCAAUUGGAAAGCUAGGGGUAUCCUUACGAGUAUAGUCUGUGCUCAGAAUAGGCACUCUAGGCUUUGGCCCUCUUGUCAUUCCACUGCUGGGCUUUUACAAGCGUGCACAACGGAGGUCUUGCUUUCUCUCGAGAAUCUCAAUAGCCUCAAUCUGCGAGCUGACUCCGAAGUUAAGAUCAUUCUACCGACCCUAGAAGGAAAUCUCCUUGUAGAUCUAGACAGACUCGGCCUACCUCGCAGUCUUUUCAAGAAGAAAUUCAAGCUCGUAUCAUUAUCGCACGCUUUCAAUCUAACUUUUCGCCUCCUCGAUUCAUUCAGAGCGGGGAAUGACAACCCUCCUUUUGUGGCAAGCAAGAACUGCGUUAUUCGACAGAAUGUAGCCUGGGUUUUGAAUGGGUACCAGCGUCUCUGGACCCUCAUUUUUCAUUGGCUCCAGAAUCCGCAGCCAGAUCUCAUAGAAAACAAAAUAAGCGCAAGUUUGCAGUUCGUGAUAUGUAUUCGAUCAUGUUGCAACCAGGGCGUAUCCUCACCAUCGGAAGUCGAACUAAUGUACGGCUUGCUGCGAAUCCUGGAGGACAUUUUUGCAAUGGAUACACUUUGCCAAUUCUCGACUUUACAGAGUGAGUUAAGCCAGCUUUUGGACACCUUCAUUAACCGCGUCAAGUAUAACAGGGCGCUUUUCCAGUGCCUCAGAACUACCAUUUUUCCAGCACUUAGUGGUCUUGCCAAGAUGCCUUGCCGUUUCCAGACUCUCGAGACACAGCUUCAGAUUGCGAUCCGUGGGUUUCUCAAUAAUAUCUCCCGUCUAAGUCUAGAAUGUGGUGGUGCAAAAACUGUCUCCCUCGAGCCAUUCAAAGUCUUUGUAUCGAAAUCAGACCCCCGGUUUCAGCAACAUGAGCUCUCGAGCUCAGCGGUUCAGGAUGAGACUCUUCAGGCGUCAAAACGCCGCUGUAUACCUCGAGUCAGCCCACACUCAGAGUCUGGAGACACAGUUCAGCAGCUUAUAGCAGUUUCACUUGCAUUGAUAGGUUUCACAUCCCCCGGCGGCUUGUGUGACCUGUAUCCGGCUGUUGUGGAUGCCUUUGUUAGCCUUGAUGAACAAAGGAAAUGCGAUCUUCUUAGCACGCUCGGCAAUAUACCGUGUGCUAUGGCUAGGGAACUAGAACAACUGAGUGGCAUGGCGUCGAAUGGUACCCUACUUUGCCAUGUGUGUGAUGGUGAAAACAGUGUAGGGUCGAGCAGAGAAUGUCCUAACAUUGAAGAACUUUGCAAAAUCUUGGCCUACAUUAUUCCAAGACUCCCACGUACCACAAGCCUCAGAAUUGCCGCAAUGGUCACGCUAAGACGAACACUGCUGCAUACAUCGGAUUCGACUUAUUCGCAGCUAGCCUCUUCUGUGUUCGGCGAGUUCUGCCUUCAUUCUCUUCGAAGCUCCGUCAGAGAACUGCGGAUUGUCACUGGGCACUCAAUAAUCGCUUUUAUUUGCAAUGGCCUUGAUAAUAAAACACGUCGCGGCAAUUUUGUUGUCAUUUUAGAAUGGUUAAAAAGCCUCUCAGAAAAACAAGAACCGUCAUUGCAUGAAACAUGUAUAUUGACACUUUGUCGCCUUGCAGCACUUUCCAAUGAUGAAGAGAUGAACAUUAUCCUUCUUCGCCUAGUUGAAUACCUGGGCCAUCCAAAUCCUUUCGUUUGUGCGGUAGCGUAUACUGAAAUUUCAAAACUUGCACAACGCCUUUCAGUCACUGCCGCGGGCUUGUUCAGGCCUUUUUGGAGGACUAUUUCCGUGACAAUAAUGAAAAACUUCCAAUCACGUCCUUACAUGGCAGAACACCUCUGUGAUCUGCUGGGAAUGAAAGUGGACGAUUUCCUCAGGUUGACUGAGCUAUAUGUACUACCACAUCUCGUGCUAACACGGAAGCGAGAUAUUAUUGCUAGGAUAGGGGCGACUUAUAAGGAUGCUAAAACCCCCUUCGAUAUCUGUUCAGAGAAAAAUAACCUUGCAGCAAUCCUGGCAUUCUUGUUAAGUCAAGCGUCGCCAAAUCCACAGGAUAUGGCAAUGUCCGCUUUGUCAGAAAUAGAUACUGCCUUUGAAGGUCGUACCUUGGCGGAGCUUGUACGGAUCGAACCGAUUUUGAUUGCAUGUCAUUUAUUCAAGUGCCUUGGGGAUUCAGGGGAUGAGAAAAGAGCAAGGUUCUAUCGUGCGCUUCAACUCCUAGCAGCCCUCGUCCCACGGAAGUCAGGGCAUGCGUCAAGGAGAACGAAUCUGAUAGGCUACUUCAUUGAAGAGCAUAUUCUUGGUAUAAUCACCGAAUUUGCCCAUGCUAUCAAUGAUUUCCAAAUCAGACAACCCUUGGUUGAAAAAAGAAGAAACAUCAUAGCUAUUGGAGAGAUGGUCAAGGUCGCGAAAGGACAUGUGGGUAGUGCGAUACCCCAGAUAUGUGCCUGCCUGCGGUCCGCCUUCGAAAUCGAAGAGUUGUGCAACGAUGCCUUCACAGUAUGGGCAGUACUAGUCAACUCCUUGCACGACGAAGACAUUGAGCCACUUCUUGACCAGACGUUAUCAAUCGUGAUCAGAUAUUGGGACAUGUUUACAGAGGAUACGAGGAAAUGUGCCUAUGAACUUGUCGAGAACAUUCUGAGAAAUCACAGUAAACUAGUGCACGAUGUUUACAACACCAUGCCAUCGCUUGCUUCCAUUCCAGAGAUGUCCAAAUUUGAAUCCGAACUUACGGAUCUGAAGGGAAGAAUGGACGUUCGAAGUCAGUUCUUGGCAUUUGUCCGACGUUGUCAAAGUGAGAACGCUACUGUCGUCGAACAAGCUCUAACGGAGCUAGUGCCGUACCUCUUAGAGCACGAUGAGUUCAUUCAUCACACUGUUCUUGGCGAGCAACCAGACCCUGUCGUUGCUCAGUUAAUUCGGUCUUUGCUCGACUGCUGUGUAAAGUUCAACACAAGUUCGGAUGUCAUAACUCUUCUAUCAGCUCGGUGCAUAGGCCUUAUCGGCUGCUUGGAUCCAAAUCGGGUUGAUUCAAUCAAAGAAAAGAAAGAUAUACUUGUCUUAUCAAAUUUUGAUAGCAUGGAAGAGACAUUUGACUUCAUACUUUUUUUUCUCCAACACGUGCUUGUCGAGGCGUUUUUGUCGGCAUCUAAUACCAGGGCCCAGGGAUUUCUUGCGUACGCUAUGCAAAAUUUACUCAGAUUCUGUGGUCUUGAUUCAGCUGUUACUCAGCGCUCUCGCGAUGUUCAGGCAGAUAAGAAGUAUGAACGUUGGUCAGAGCUUCCUGAGACGGUUCGCAACACUUUGACCCCCUUUCUCACAUCCAAGUAUACGGUCACCGUCGGCGCUGUUAACUCAAGCUGCACUUACCCAUUAUUCUCGGCCACUCUAACGCAUGGUGAGUGGCUGCGGACUUUUGUGCAGGAUCUGCUGCAGAAGGGGAGUGGUGACAAUGCGAGGCUUGUGUUCAGUGUAUCUAGUCGCAUUGUAAAAGGCCAGGACAUAUCUAUAGCAUCCUUUCUUCUGCCAUUUGCAGUGCUGAACCGUAUAGUUGGAGGCACUCAGAAAGAAAAGGAAGAUUUGCUUUACGAACUGACAAGCGUUCUAUCUCACCCACUUCCAGACUCCACUAACCAUAUAUACGAAGCUAUUCUAUUGUGCAGUCAGAGCAUUUUCGAAAUUUUCGACUACCUUUCGAGAUGGCUACAAGGGAAGAAAAAGCAGCUUAACAGUCUUAGGAGCCAUAACUAUCACUCAAGCCGCUCCCACAGGGAGGCUUGCCCGGAUUCACGUUUGGAUACAGAUGCAUCCCAAGUUAAGGCUGUUGAAUCCCUGCUAGCUUCUAUACCUCCCGAGGUCAUUUCUAAAAGGGCUGUUGAGUGUAGAUCAUUCUCAAGAGCGCUUUUUCACUGGGAACAAUAUAUUCGUCAGUCUAGGAACAAACAGACAGACUCUAAGGAUAUUGAACCUCUUUUCCAGCGUCUUCAAGAUAUAUAUAGUCAAAUCGAUGAGCCAGACGGCAUUGAGGGCAUAUCAAAUCACCUUCAUGCACUUAACAUUGACCAACAGGUGCUUGAACAUCGCAAGGCAGGAAGAUGGGCUACUGCACAAAGUUGGUAUGAGCUACAACUCGAGAAGGAGCCUAACAAUAUCGAUGCCCAGUGGAAUCUUCUCACAUGUCUUAAAGAAUCAGGACAACAAGAUGCCAUUCUUACACGAUUUGAGAUCCUCCGAACGACUGACCCGGGCUCUAGGUUUGUCCCGUUUGCAAUCGAGGCAUCUUGGAUCACAGGAAAAUGGGAGAAGUUGCGCAGUUAUCUUCAGCUUUGCUCACAACAAGGAACAGGGGAUUUUAACAUCGGGGUCGGCUUGGCGCUUGAUGCCAUGCGUCAGGGAAGUAAUGACAGAUUUGGGGAUAUUAUCUGUGGCCUGCGACUCGGUGUUGCAAAAUCACUCAAUGCCAAUUCUGUGGCAUCAUUGCAGUCGUGUCAUGACAGUAUCCUUAGGCUGCACGCCUUAGCAGAGAUGGAAUCUAUAGCUGGCUUAGACCUACGAAGCGAGAAGGAUACGCUUCCCAAAAUCCGCGCUUCUCUGAGCCGCCGUUUAGACAUUCUAGGAGGGCAUAUAUCUGACAAGCAAUACCUUCUUGGUCUAAGGAGAGCUAUGAUGGAAUUGACGGGCAACUUCCCCAAUUCAGACAUAGCUGAUGCCUGGCUUGCCAGUACUCGCCUUUUGCGCAAGGGAAAUUUCACUAACCAAGCAUAUCAGUCGAUGCUUCAUGCGGCUGGUUUGAAAAAUAGGUCAGCCACUAUUGAGCAUGCUAGGCUUCUGUGGAAGGAUGGUUACCAUCGUAAAGCAAUACAAACGUUGGAAGGCGCAAUAGCUGCCAAUGAGUUUGCUCCAGAGAAUACGCCUGAUGGCUCUGACUCGAAUCGUGAAAAACACCAAAACCUACUUGCCGCCAGGGUAGUAUCUCAAUCUCUUUUACUUUCGAAAUGGACAGACAGAGCCGGGCAGACACAGUCUGAUGUCAUAGUACAGAGGUACCGAGAGGCCAUCUACCUACAUUCAAGGUGGGAAAAGGCCCAUUAUUACCUAGGAAAGCACUACAACAAGAUCUUAGAUUCGGAGAAAGCCAAGCCACUAGGGAAAGAAGCACAGAUAUAUUUGAGCGGUGAGGCUUCUAAACUGGUGAUUGACAACUAUCUCCGAUCGCUAGCACACGGGAACAAAUACGUUUUUCAGUCAUUGCCCAAGGUUCUCACCCUUUGGCUGGAGCAUGCGUCUACUGUGGAUCAGCCCUUUGAUCCAAAGAGGGGUAAUAAUGAAGACUUUCAAACACACACUUUGAAGCAAAGGAGAAAGAGUCUGGAUGAUAUGCAUUCACAAUUAAAGAAAUAUGUCAACCGGAUGCCGGCUGCACUGCUGUUCACAAUUCUUCCUCAGGUGGUUGCAAGGAUCUGCCAUCCGAACACCACCGUCUAUGACCUGUUAACGAAGAUAGUCGCCAAGGCGGUAAACUUCUUUCCUCAAGAAGGGCUAUGGAUAGUGCUUGCCGUGGUCAAGUCGUCUUCAAAAGAAAGGGCAUCCAGGGGUAUCAACUGUCUUCAAAAAAUUACGGAAGUAAACAAGAAGUUAAAGACAGAAACACCGUCAGAUAUGCGCGCGAUGAUAAAUCAGGGGCAAAGGUUCUCUGAAGAAAUGCUAAAGUUAUGCGUAGCGCGCGUCGAAAAAGCCUCUAGAAUCAACCUAGCUCGGGCUCUAGGGUUCAAUCACAAAGUUGCCCCUUGUCGACUUGUCGUGCCAUUUCAAGCAAUGCUGACUCCGACUCUACCGACAAGCCAUGAUGCAGAGUAUCUUAAGGGGUUUAGGGCUUUCCCUAGAGACCCAACCACUAUUGAAGCCGUUCUUGACGAUGCUCAAGUCCUGAACUCGCUCCAGAAACCACGGAAGAUCAGCGUUCGAGGGUCGGAUGGAAGGAUUUACAAUAUCCUCUGCAAGCCCAAAGAUGAUCUCCGCAAAGACCAGCGCCUUAUGGAGUUCAAUAACAUGAUCAAUAGGUUCCUUAAAAGGGAUGUUGAAUCAAGCAAACGACGCAUGUAUAUCAAAACAUAUGCGGUUACACCUUUGAAUGAGGAAUGUGGACUGAUUGAAUGGGUUGAUAAUCUUCGAACGUUGAGGGAUAUUGUUAUCAAGCUGCUGAGGGAACGGGGCAUCGCGCCAAAUUACACAGAAAUCGGACAAUAUCUCGAUGAAGCAUGUUCCGAGGUCUCGAAAUUGCCUUUGUUUACUACCAAGAUUCUACCAAAAUUUCCACCAGUCCUACAUGAGUGGUUUGUCGAGAUGUUUCCAGAGUCUGGAACAUGGUUUGCAGCAAGGCUUCGCUAUACUCGGUCUUGUGCAGUCAUGUCAAUGGUUGGAUACGUUCUAGGGCUCGGAGAUCGACAUGGCGAAAAUAUUCUAUUCGAGGAGGGCACUGGCGGUAUUUUGCAUGUUGAUUUCAACUGCCUUUUUGACAAGGGCUUGACUUUCGAUAAACCCGAACUAGUUCCGUUUCGUCUCACUCAAAAUAUGGUGGACGCAUUUGGAGCUUAUGGGUAUGACGGACCGUUCCGGAAGACGUGCGAAAUAACCCUUGGUUUGCUCCGGCAAAAUGAGGAUGCGCUGAUGACUGUACUCGAGACAUUUUUGCAUGACCCAACGACAGACUUCAUUGGGAAGAAACGACGCACCCAUGUUAGUGUUCCAGAGACGCCUGCAGGUGUCCUCGAAAAUGUUCGUAACAAACUCCGUGGUCUUCUACCGGGGGAAUCCGUUCCAUUGUCGGUGGAUGGCCAUGUAGACGAAUUAAUUGUGCAAGCAACCGAUAAAAAGAACCUCGCCGCGAUGUACAUUGGUUGGUGCGCAUUCUUCUAG